UGUUAUCAAUGGACUCAAGGCAAACAAGCUCAAGGGUCUUAUCAGCUGAAACCCCUGCAACUAUUUGUCCACAAGCCAGCCGUGAAGAAUAAAAGUGUCCCUCACCACCGUCCUUUGCAGAGUCCACCAGAAACCGUUGAGAGAAGCAAGCACUAGCACUCAAAAUGUCCUCCAUUCUGCAAAGGCUGAUCACGCCGCUGUUCACUGGGCCGGCGGAGCCCCCCAGGAACAAGGUGACGGUGGUGGGGGUGGGCCAGGUGGGCAUGGCCUGUGCCGUCAGCAUCCUGCUCCGGGAGCUGGCUGAUGAGCUGGCCCUGGUGGAUGUGAUGGAGGACAAGCUGAGGGGGGAGAUGAUGGACCUGCAGCACGGCAGCCUCUUCCUGAAGACCAAGAUAGUCGCAGAUAAAGACUACAAGGUCACUGCCAACUCCCGCAUCGUGGUGGUGACGGCGGGUGUGAGGCAGCAAGAGGGCGAGAGCCGCCUCAACCUGGUGCAGAGGAACGUCAACGUCUUCAAACACAUCAUCCCUCAGAUCGUCAAACACAGCCCUAACUGCAUCAUCGUGGUGGUGUCCAACCCAGUGGACGUGCUGACCUACGUGACCUGGAAGCUGAGCGGCCUUCCCAAGCACCGCGUCAUCGGCAGCGGCACCAACCUGGACUCGGCUCGCUUCCGCUACCUGAUGUCCGACCGGCUGGGCAUCCACUCCAGCAGCUUCAGCGGCUGGAUCCUCGGGGAGCACGGAGACACCAGCGUUCCUGUGUGGAGUGGAACCAACGUGGCGGGGGUCAACCUGCAGACAUUGAACCCUAAAAUUGGCAUGGACGGCGACACAGAGAACUGGAAGGACACCCACAAGAUGGUGGUAGACAGUGCCUAUGAGAUCAUCAAGUUGAAGGGCUACACCAACUGGGCCAUUGGACUCAGUGUGGCUGACCUGGUCGAGAGCCUCAUCAAGAACAUGAACCGGAUUCACCCCGUCUCCACCAUGGUCAAGGGAAUGUAUGGCAUCACUGACGAGGUGUAUCUGAGUCUGCCGUGUGUGCUGAACAAUGGGGGCGUGUCCAGUGUGGUUAACAUGACGCUGAACACGGCGGAGGUGGCCCAAUUGCAGGCGAGUGCCAGCACUCUGUGGGCAAUCCAGAAGGACCUGCGGGACAUCUGAGUGGACACCAGGGGGCAGCCUAGCGCCUCUUGUUGGAUUGUAUCGCCAACACAAUCGCAACUUUCAUUUGCCGUCUCUUGUAGAAUAUAAAGAACAAGUAUUAGCAAGCCAUAAGGGUUUUUUCAUGUGUUUCAUUGCGUAAAAUAUAACGUGUACAAAGACUUUAAUAUGUAAAAAUGUCUAAGCAUGUAAUUGUUGAAGCAAGAAACUUUCUAUCAGAAAUUCUUAUUUGACGUCGAAUAAAGUGAAUUUGUUAAAGAUUGAAA
Messenger RNA from Gadus morhua (Atlantic cod), 1432 nucleotides. RefSeq names its product lactate dehydrogenase Bb (gene ldhbb). Gene Ontology annotation, cellular component: cytoplasm. Bases 165 to 1166 code for a protein of 333 amino acids. NCBI's taxonomy places the organism in Eukaryota, Metazoa, Chordata, Actinopteri, Gadiformes, Gadidae. Gene Ontology annotation, biological process: pyruvate metabolic process; lactate metabolic process. The record is from RefSeq and is a predicted model, not a curated record. Gene Ontology annotation, molecular function: L-lactate dehydrogenase (NAD+) activity. The transcript has 8 exons.